Effrenium voratum is the source of this 306-nucleotide messenger RNA. The record is from the annotation of a GenBank genome assembly. NCBI's taxonomy places the organism in Eukaryota, Dinophyceae, Suessiales, Symbiodiniaceae.
AUGGAGACAGAGGAGGGGCGUGGCUCGCCGUGGCGCGUCAAGUCGGAGCCGGUGACGCGCGGCGAGCUGCAGCUGGAGCUGCGGCAGCUCGCAGCCUCUCUGGAGGCGGCCCUGGAGUCCUGCGCGGAGAAAGGCGCCAGAGCCUUCCACGAGAAAGCGGCCAAGAGCUCGGAGAUCGAGGCGCAGUCAGAGGAUGCGACCCCGCCAGCUGCGCCAGCGGCGGCCGUGCCGGCAGCACCGGUAGCGGCAGCGCCGGCAGCGCCGUCGUCGGCAGCGGCGCCUGCAGGGGACCAUGAGCAGCCUUGA